This is a messenger RNA of Trichechus manatus latirostris (Florida manatee), 7865 nucleotides long. It is a transcript of the gene RAPGEF5, whose product is annotated as Rap guanine nucleotide exchange factor 5. Gene Ontology annotation, biological process: Ras protein signal transduction; positive regulation of GTPase activity. Gene Ontology annotation, molecular function: guanyl-nucleotide exchange factor activity. Gene Ontology annotation, cellular component: plasma membrane. The record is from RefSeq and is a predicted model, not a curated record. The transcript has 24 exons. Lineage: Eukaryota; Metazoa; Chordata; Mammalia; Sirenia; Trichechidae. The coding region runs from base 1250 to 3445 and encodes 731 amino acids.
AAAAAAAAAAAAAAAAAAUCCAUAUAUUUGACUGUUAAUCUUUCUAAUAUCUUAAUGCUAACCUGCAACUGAACAUGUCUGGAAUAGGCUUAAUUGCUGUAGAGUAUCUUUCAAAUAGCGAUGCUUUACCAAAAAAAGGGGUGCUUUAUCAAAACCUAAAAUAUUUGAUCAAAUAUCUCAGCAGAAAAUCUCACUACCUUAUUUUUCCUUCAUCCCAGGAAACAUAGCACUUCAGGGCAUUUGUUCAUAUUAUUGGUUACUGUGCAAUUCUGAGGUAUUUGAGGUUAUGCCCAUCACAAGAGAUAGCAAAAUAGACAAUAUUUUUCUCUUGUAGGAAUACAAAUACAUGUUGACAUCGCUUCAUCUUUGAAUACCAAAUAUAGAAUAAAGAUAGCCAUUUAUGUGAUACAUCAUUCUCUCUCUCUUUAAGUAUUUUGAUGACAUUUUCUCAUAAGGGAAAGUGAGAUUCAAUGAAAUUUCUGCUAAGGAAAAAACAUAUUUCAAAAAGUUUUCUUUUUUUCAACAGAGGCUGAUAAGAAGUAGUAGGCAUAAAGAUACUGCUUGUAAUACACAAAUUGAAGCAUUCUUUGAAUACAGUUGUAUAUUUUAAAGCAGCUUACAGAGGUGUAUUUUUCCAUGUGUGUUAGUGGAAUCCAUCACACACGUGGGUUAAUGGGUUUAUGACCUAGGAUGCUUAACUAGAUUGCAUAGAUUGUAUUAAAGAGAUUAACAGUCAAAUUUAUUAUUGUUCUUUGAGACAAAAUUUGUUUAUUUAAUCUCUAUUUGAAGAGUAGCAAACAAAAGUAGGCCUAGGCAUGAUCAGAACUUUGUCUAACCUUCUUGGAAUUAGUUUGUUCUCAAAGGGACUAGAUAAAAAAUCUGUAAAUGGUUGACCCAACAUUUAAGGUUCACGUUUUACCAAAGCAGAAGUAUUAUCUUUAUAUAAGGGCCACUACAUUAUUCGUUUGUUUAUUCAAACAAGUUUGUUUGUUUUUUUUUUUUAAACUUACAAUGUACCAUGGACUAUUCUAAUUGUUGGGGAUUUAAUAGUGAGUUAUACAAAAUCUCUUGUUAACUCUCUAAGAAGCUUGCGGCUAUUUCCCCAUCUGUAUCAUUUUUUUCACAGGGAUAUGCCGUCCUGAACCUGUGUUGUCUGAAAGUUAUUUUCUAGGAGAAGAGGAGAAGCUGCGUUGGAUCAGAACUUGUAGACUGGCUUCUAGAACACUGCUCUUUUGUCCAAUGCAGAUCUAUGGCUGUAGGGGUCUGGCAGCUCCUACUGGAUAUGGGAAUUAUGUCGUCAGUGGACCAGCAUCUCUACUUUCAAGAUACCUAUGUUUUCUACCAGUUUUCAUCCGAUGAGUGUAGCUACCUGUACUGUGAAUUUGAAAGGGAAGAAGAAUGGCAAAAUGGUGUCAAACUUUUACUGCAACUUGUGCCUCUCAUCCCUGCUAGAUCUGGUAUCUGUGAACUGUCUCAUCAGAAAAUUGAAGAUGCCGAAGAAACCAGUGAUGAAAUUCUUGCUCGUCUAACAUCUGCGAUGCAGAGAGAACUAGCAGCUGUUAUUGCUUUGAAAGCAAGGAAGUCUGCAAUUGAACAAGAUGAAGAAAACAGUGACAAACACAUAGCUGUGCCAGAAGCUGAAGAUGGUCCAGAGUCUCAGGCAGGGGUGAUGUGCAAGCUUCAAGAAAGAGAUGAUAUCGGACGAAUCGAACUGGUCCAGAAGUUGGCAAGAGAAAACUGUCAGCUUUUGCAGACGGACAAAAAAGAGCAGGAGAAAUCUGAACACCAAGAUGAUGAAGUGACGACUGUUCAGGUUACAGAGCAAGACCAGAACGUCCUGGUGUUGAAGAAAGUGCCGGGCUGUGGCCCAACCCCCACAUCUGGGAGUGCAGAGAGUGAUUGGAGAUACGUGGUGGUGUCCGGGACGCCAGAGAAGAUUUUGGAGCAUCUUUUGAAUGACUUGCACCUGGAAGAAGUCCAGGACAAAGAAACAGAGACUCUCCUUGAUGACUUCCUCCUCACGUACACUGUCUUCAUGACAACUGAUGACUUGUGCCAGGCCCUGUUAAGGCACUAUUCUGCUAAGAAGUAUCAAGGCAAAGAAGAAAACUCAGAUGUUCCUUGUAGGAAACGUAAAGUCUUACAUCUCGUUUCCCAGUGGAUUGCUUUGUACAAAGACUGGUUACAUGAAGAUGAACAUUCAAAAAUGUUUUUAAAGACCAUAUACAGGAAUGUACUAGAUGAUGUAUAUGAAUAUCCAAUACUUGAAAAAGAAUUGAAAGAAUUUCAAAAGAUACUUGGAAUGCACCGUCGUCACACUGUAGAUGAAUAUUCACCACAAAGGAAGAAUAAAGCCCUUUUCCACCAAUUCAGUCUUAAGGAGAAUUGGCUCCAGCACAGAGGAACUGUGACUGAAACAGAGGAAAUUUUUUGCCAUGUGUAUAUAACUGAGCACUCCUACGUCAGUGUGAAGGCAAAAGUUUCCACGACAGCCCAGGAGGUCUUGAAAAUUGUGGCAGAAAAGAUCCAGCAUGCAGAAGAGGACCUGGCUCUGGUGGCCAUCACGUUCUCUGGGGAAAAGCAUGAACUUCAGCCAAAUGAGUUGGCCAUCUCCAAAUCUCUUGAGGCAUCUAGUCGGAUAUACGUCUACCGGAAGGACCUGGCUGACACCUUGAACCCAUUCGCAGAAAAUGAGGAAUCACAGCAAAGGUCCAUGAGGAUUUUGGGAAUGAACACUUGGGAUCUUGCCCUGGAAUUAAUGAAUUUUGAUUGGAGUCUAUUUAAUUCAAUUCACGAGCAAGAGCUAAUCUACUUCACGUUCAGCAGACAAGGAAGUGGGGAGCACACUGUGAACCUCAGCUUGCUACUGCAGAGAUGCAAUGAAGUCCAGCUCUGGGUGGCCACUGAGAUUCUGCUCUGCAGCCAGCUGGGCAAACGGGUACAGCUGGUGAAAAAAUUCAUCAAAAUCGCUGCUCACUGCAAAGCCCAGAAAAACCUGAAUUCUUUCUUUGCUAUUGUGAUGGGUCUCAACACCGCUUCCGUCAGCCGACUGUCGCAGACCUGGGAGAAAAUCCCUGGGAAGUUUAAGAAACUUUUCUCUGAACUUGAAAGCUUAACAGAUCCUUCCCUGAAUCACAAAGCCUACAGAGAUGCGUUCAAAAAGAUGAAGCCACCAAAAAUCCCUUUCAUGCCCUUAUUGCUUAAAGAUGUAACAUUUAUUCAUGAAGGAAAUAAAACAUUUUUGGAUAAUCUCGUCAAUUUUGAAAAGCUGCAUAUGAUCGCAGACACUGUCCGAACCCUGAGACACUGCAGGACUAACCAGUUUGGAGGUGAUGUGUCUCCAAAAGAGCAUCAAGAGCUGAAAUCUUACGUUAAUCACCUGUAUGUCAUUGACAGCCAGCAGGCCCUGUUUGAGCUCUCGCACAGGAUCGAGCCUCGGGUGUGAGCCCCACUGCCUCACCUCCCCUGUAACUGCAGCACUUUGAGCUACGGGAAUGCCUAUGCCAAGCACGUUGCUUUGCUGUGAGAAGAGAAGUUGCUGAGUUUUAUCAGCAUAUCACAAGACAGACACAGGAAGCCAACCCAGGCGUGUUCAGGAGGUGACGUCAGCCACCAGAGCUGGGGAGAGGCCUCUCCACACUACCCUAGGAGCAAGAAGGCAGAAAGAGAAUUAGCAGUAUUCUUGAGAUGGAGAAGCCUGGCUUCUUGUGAUAACAUUGUUGAUCCAAUCCAAUUUUCAGUUGGUAAGAUGUGCCCGUGCCAAGACAAGAGAACAUGUCUUGUCACACGUCACACAAUGACCAAACACUUCCGUAAGAACGUGCAUGGAGCAGGGAGGAGUUUUACUUUGCCUGGCAGUAGGUUACUGCGUCUAGGCUGUCAAAGAAGUAGUUCUCUGGAACAUCUCAAAACAGUGGUGGCAUCUCUAGAUUCCCAGGGAGAAGCAAGGUCUCCAUUGUUACAAACAGUGACAUCACCAAAAGCCACUGUGUCUAGGGAGUUAGUGUGGACCAGCAGCUAGCAUCCACGUACUGAUUUCCAGAUGAGAAAUGUCAAGGCAUGCAUUUCUGUGCAUCUACAAUCACUCAUCGAUGUAUGCUUGCAAGUGAAAUUAGUUUUCUGCACAACUGAUUUGCAACUAUAGGCAAGUCAGACUAAGUUGCUUUGCCAAUAAGGAAAAGUAGUGAUCAUUAAGAAAUUGUCUCAUUUAAUUUCUGGAAAUUUUCUUCACAUUUGUAAGCAGACUCCAAUCUCUUAUUGGGUACAAUAUAAUUUUGGAAAAAGCACAACAACUGACACAUAGUAAGCACUCAGUAAAUGUUUCUUGAGGUGACAGAGAGUCACAAAGGUCUGUGUUCCUAUGCCUGACAAUGUUUUGCAUACCUCAGGCAGGCCCCUGGCCCACUGUAUGUGAGUGAUAACAGCCAGGACAGGCAAGUUAAUAGAGACCUAAUGUGUGAAGCACUUAGCACUCCCUAGAAAAGAGCAAGACAAUAUGAUAGUGGUGAUUACCAGCCUUUCAUCAAAUGAAAAGAGCCCUGGACUAUUCAAAUGUCAGAUUUGUGUUGGAGACUCAGAAGUACUGUAGUCCACCUCCAACCAAAGCAGGAAACCUUUCUAUAAUUCAUCUUGUUUUUGUUCAAGGUCUCAAGGUCUUCUUUUUUUAUUCCCUUUUUAGUAGGUUGGGGCUCCAACAGUAAAUAAGAUCACUUGCUAUUCUCCAAAACUGGUUAGAGGAUCUUCCUCAGCCUUCGAAUGAUCAAAAAGGCUUGUGGGAUAAAAUAAUGAAAUAUACCCCUGCCAGCUUAUACUUGUCACUUUGCUGAAAUACAAGGGCCCUGCUUCAUGUACUAGGCGUGCUCAUUUCCCACACAUGUGCAUCUUGGUGAGCUGCUCACCGCUCGUGCCUCUUCAUCUCCUUGAUGCCCACGCGGGACCGUUUCCUUGUUGUCUCAUCACCACCUCAUUCAUCCUCAUGACGGAGGUGUGCCCAAUGCAUCCUGACACCUUUAUAGCAGUGCUAUUUCCUGGGCUCAGGAACCACACCAACCUUGAGAUAUCACCAGAGAACCCAUGGGGAGGCAAUUGUGGGUAGGACUUUAAGAGAUGCAGCCUGGCCAAAUAUAUAAAACUUCAGUCCUGAAAAUUUAUAGGGUUUUAUAGAAAAGGAAGGCUGGUUCACUCCAUGGUAACAGAAUGAGACCCACUGGAGGGGAACAGAGUCAUCAGAACCAGGGAGAACAAACUCCCCUCAAGGUGAUCUAACUCAAAAAGCUCUCUCCUCAGUGAUUACCCAGGGUAGCACAGGCUUACGGUGAAGGUAGGUGUUCUUUCUCUAUGCUAGAAAGUAGGAUUUGGCCAGUCUACUCAUAAAAGGCCAUGUUGACAUUGUCUCUAUGUUUUACAAUUUAAAUUAUUUUUCAAAUUAGACCUACAUUGCUCCAACCGGAACAUUACCUCUAGAGGACUCAUUUUCAGUGGAGAGGGACUUCAGCACAGUGCCUGCUUCAAAGGCCCCAUUCAGAUACAUACACUUGGCCAAGUGAAGUCACACACACAUUGCGUUUAGACACAUUUUAUAUGGUGUAUUCAGGGUAUCCUGUUUGCAUGGGUGUGAACAGGCUGGGGAGAAAGUGGUGCUUGUCCACCUCCUCUAGCCAUGGGCAGCAAAGGAAAGGGGAAUUAUCUUUAGUUUAGAUUUGCUUUUCUAUCCCUGUCUUCUGAAUAUCAGAAUCCUCAAACCUUUCUGAAAUAUAACUGCCUCCAGAGACUUCCCAGGCAGGGACACUCAGAAGCUUUGAGAAAACUUAAAUCAGCAUGAAGCUCCUUCUAACAAAUUGGAGCUGCGCUACAGUGAGCAUCCACCAUAGAACUCAGAGGGCUUCCUACUAAUGGAGAUGGGCCUGUCCCCUCUCCAGGUAUUUGCCAAGGCCUCUUUGGGACAGAUUCUUGCUCUGGCCAGAAGGGUGGGCUGAAGAUGUCUAAGCUUAUUGUUAGACAUAACAAAGUCUCCCUUCACUCUGAAAGUCUUAUGUAGUCUGCCCACUUCAGUGGAUGAGGCACAGGCACUUCUAAGUGGGUUCUUUUUGUCACAGCACAACCAGCACAACUCGGACAGAUCUGUGGGUCUCUGGGUUCAUCAGCAUUCCAGCCCAACAGCCCUGCUUAGACGUUAGCACAGGACAACAAAACACAGGUUCCUGUAGACAAAACAGCAACCUACCCAGAUUUUUUUUUACAUGCACGUUUGCAGAUGAUCCAAAGACUACAGUGUUUUAAAUUCACUGUUUGUUAUAAUCUGUAUAAUUGCCAAAUAGUUGUAGUGAUAAAUAUGACCUGCAUUCACUUUAUUCUGGUAUCGUUAAUUAUGUUUAGAAUAGCUCCCUUUUCUGAGCCCCUAUCCACAAUUAAGAAGGGUGGAGCAUACUUUGAAUUUGGAAGCAUGAGGGUAAAGUAAAAACCACACCCCCAGUUUAGUGGGGAGAAGAUGUUGCACUAAUAAGGACGCACCCCUGAGUAGGGGAGAGGGUUGUAUGAGAGAGCGCAGGUGACUUCUAAUCCCUGGAGCCGGGCUUUUCCUGCUGCCCCGAUCCUCAGCCCCACAGUUAUAGCCAUCAUGCAGACUACAGAUCUCAAACCAAGUGUUCCUAAAUGGCACAACCAAUCCAAGCUUCUCAAAAACCAGGCAAAAUGCUUAAAAUUGGGGCGAUCGGGUCCACUGUAGUUGUCCAACAUGGGGUUGCUUUGGAAUGCUUCAAAGACAUGUCCUUAAAAUUUCAGCCUGCUUAUUAGUGAGUGGGCCAGUUCUUAAAACUGGUAGGAGAGAAAAGAGUUUUUUUAAAAAUUGCCAAAAAGUUAGAUGAAAAUGUAUUACUGUAUAAAGCAAAGCUGUAUAUACUAAACAUUUUUUAGCAGAGUGAUAUUUAUUUGCAUAGCCUAUUUAUUGUAUUCGUAUUACACUGUUAUUAAAUACUGGAAUGAAAUCAAUGACCUGAAGCAAGGAACCUUGCCUUUUAAAUGUAUCAUUAAUUAGGACUGCUGUGACAUUGCCAGCUUGCAUUAACAAUUAGAAGAUAGAAAGCCCGCAAUCAGGGUGUCUACCUAACUUCUCAGGGACUACACUUUGUAGUUUUCCACCAUUAGAAGAGCUGGUAAAUAUGAAACACUUGUUGAAUUACCAGAAUUGCCAUUAACAGUGUUUUCCUUCUCAUAUUUCAUGCUUCCUGCCUCUGUAUAUAUGACUGUGCUGUGUAUUUAUCGAAGCUAGUAAGCAAUAAUUUAUAUGUAAAAAUGGCCAAGCAAUAUAAGGUUAAAACUUAUAUAAGUAACUGUUACUUUAUCUUGUAUUUUCAAGUGUUUUUUAAAACUGCUUUUCCAAAUAUAUGUUAAAGGUACUAUUAAUGUCUCAUACGACUUACUUUUUCCAUGAUGUGUGUGUGGGUUAAAUCGUCUUUAUUCUAAUGGAUUGGAACUUGGGAAUCAUUUGUUCACUGAAGGAGCUAAGAUAGGUGAAGAGGUUUAGAGGUAGCCCGCAGAAGGCUAAGUAACUUAUGAUGCCAGUGAAUCGUUGCACAUAAUAUACUGGAAAUCUUCUUAAGUGAUCUCAUAUUCUGGGAUUUGGGGAAUAUAACAACCACUGUUAUAGCCUAGCCUCACUCUAAUAGGACCAGGAACUCUCCCUUUCUAAUGAACCGAGACACUGAAGAAGCUCCAAGUUCCUGUUGGUGAUGCCGUUGCCUGGAAUAGAGGCCCCAGCAUAGGAAGAGCUACAGGCAGGAUGCAGGGGGCUGAGGGAUAAUAACAAUGCUCUGGGGAGGUGGGAAGACUAGCUGUAUAUACAUCUAAGGUGAAAGAUUCUGUGGUGG